AAAAAUUAACCUCUUUCUUUUGUUGAGGUUAAAUUGGAUAAAAAGUUUCUGACUCUUUAAAGUAAAUCAAGUGUUUUCUGUGGCUGACUCUAGGUUACAAUCGCAUAGUGUAGGUUUUACUAUCAAUAAAUCAGAACAACAUGGAUAAUACCAAGAAAAAAAUUGAAUAUUUGGUGGUGGACACCACUGCUUUCCUGCAGAAUACCCCUCUUCAUCACUAUGCAGAUAAUAUUUAUACUUGUCAAGAGGUUGUUGAUGAAGUUACAAAUAAGAGGCAACGUCACCGUCUGUUAGUUCUACCUUAUGAUCUCAAAGUCAAAACAGUCUUCACUGAAAAUCUGGAUGCUGUUAUGGAGUUUUCAAAAAAAACUGGUGACUAUGCAAGUCUAUCUCUUACCGACUUAAAAGUCAUGGCCCUAACUUACCAAUUGGAAAAAGAAAAAGUGGGAACUGACCAUAUAAGAACAGCUCCCUUAUUUUCAAAAAGUGUUAAUUUUGAGAUGAGUAAGAAAAAACCUACAGAUAUCCGUUGCAACCUUCCUGGAUGGUAUCACCCUAAAAGCGAUGAAGAAUCCGAAGCCGAUGAUGAUGAAGACUCUGAAAAGGAAACUUCAAGUGAUGAAUCUGAAGAGGAAUCUGAAAAUGAAUGCCAUGAGAAACUUGAAACCAAUGAGAGUGAUGCAAAUCCAAUCGAAGUGAAAUCCUUGUCUGAACAUUUUGAGUCCUUGAAUUGCAAUGAAAAAAAUGAUCUGAAAGCAGAUGAAGAGGAAAAUGGAGGUGAACAAACUGAUGACUUGCAAGCAUUAAAACAAAAAUUUGAAAACGUUGAUUCUAACAUAAAUGGGGAUCCUGCAAUAUCAGCGGAUGAAAUUUUAGUUAAGGUAGAAGAUGGAUUUGAAGAAAUUGGUGAAGAAGGAUGGAUUACCCCGUCAAAUUGUCGGAGAGCGCAACAAUUAAUGUAUGAAGCAGCAGGGCAAACUGAGGAUAAGGAAGUUAAAGUAGCAUGUAUGACAACUGAUUUUGCAAUGCAGAAUGUUUUGAAGCAAAUGAAUUUGAAUGUUGCCGCUCUUAAUGGAAGAGUAAUCAAACAAGUUCGUACCUUCAUACUAAGAUGUUAUGCUUGUUUCAAAACAACAAGUGUUAUGACAAAAGUGUUUUGUCCAAAAUGUGGCAAUCAGACUUUGAAAAAAGUUGCAGUUUCCGUUGACGAAGAAGGAAAAAUGGUUAUCCAUAUUAAUGCAAGAAAAAAGAUAUCAGGAAAAGGAAAAAGGUUCAGUCUACCUGCGAUUAAAGGUGGCAAACAUCCAAAUAAUCCUAUCAUAGUGGAAGAUCAAAGAAUACCACAUAAUAGACCUACAAAAGCAGCAUUGAAGAAAAAUAAUCCUUUAGAUGACGAUUACAUUGCAGGGUACUCGCCUUUUGUAAUGAGAGAUGUCACAUCAAGAGCUACACAAUUAGGGAUAAGAAGUGCAAAUCAAUUUAAAGUCCCAAAAAGGAAUGGAAGAAAACGCUAAACCAGAGAAAUAAAAUUAAUUGUAUGUUGGUCAUGCUAAAAGGAUAUUAUAACUUUUGUUGAAUUAUUUAUAUUAUAAUAAAAAUAUGAAAACUUU
Messenger RNA from Coccinella septempunctata (seven-spotted ladybird), 1610 nucleotides. RefSeq names its product RNA-binding protein NOB1. Gene Ontology annotation, molecular function: RNA endonuclease activity. Bases 141 to 1514 code for a protein of 457 amino acids. Gene Ontology annotation, biological process: maturation of SSU-rRNA; ribosomal small subunit biogenesis. Gene Ontology annotation, cellular component: preribosome, small subunit precursor. The record is from RefSeq and is a predicted model, not a curated record. Lineage: Eukaryota; Metazoa; Arthropoda; Insecta; Coleoptera; Coccinellidae. The transcript has 3 exons.